Molecule: messenger RNA, 1578 nt
Organism: Torulaspora delbrueckii
Lineage: Eukaryota; Fungi; Ascomycota; Saccharomycetes; Saccharomycetales; Saccharomycetaceae
Gene: TDP1
Product: tyrosyl-DNA phosphodiesterase 1
Exons: 1
Coding region: 1-1578 (525 amino acids)
Biological process (GO): single strand break repair; double-strand break repair
Cellular component (GO): nucleus
Molecular function (GO): double-stranded DNA binding; single-stranded DNA binding; 3'-tyrosyl-DNA phosphodiesterase activity
Source: RefSeq, a predicted model, not a curated record
AUGGAUUCGAACGAAUGUAGGAGAGCUGUAGCUGCAAAAUGGAGUAACGUGGAUUAUCGUUCUUUGGGAACUGACAAUUAUGAUUCCAGUGCUUCUAGUACGGAUAUAGAGGAAAAUGUUCGACCAAUAAAAAGAUUGAAGCAAGAGGUCAUUGAUCUUACUAGUGAUGAUGAAAAUCAGGAAGAGGAUAUUUCUUCACCAUUCAAGUUAGUAAAGUCUGAUGUUUAUGACUCGAAUGUGAACUCUGCACAUUUUAUCACUUUUAAAGAGAUAUUCGGUGACAAGAGGCUCAAGAAAUCAAUUUUGUUUAGUUUCCAGUAUGAAUUAGAUUUUCUAUUCGAGCAAUUCUAUUCUGGAGUAAGAGAAAUUGUGAUUGUAGCUCAAAAGGGUACAAUUCGGCCCUGUACUACUCAAAAGGGUAUUUCGAUGGUAGAUCGACUGUCGGUUAUUGAAUUCUUCAUGCCGCAGUACACCUGUCACCACUCAAAGAUGAUUUUGAACCUUUACGAUGACGGUUCUUGCAAGAUGUUUCUGCCAUCCAAUAAUUUUACAUACGCGGAGGCUAAUUAUCCACAGCAGGUCUGUUGGUGUAGUCCUAAUCUACCGCCUUCGCGAAGCGGUUAUACAGAGGGUGCUUCAGAAUUUCACGACGAUUUAAUCGAGUACUUGAAAGUUUACCACAAUAAAGAGAUUGUGCAAAAAAUUGUGAAAGACGUCAAGCUAUUGGAUUUCACUCCCUUAAAAGAUGUGACUUUCAUCUUUUCAGCCCCGACAAAGGAUCUUACUACUGGUUUUCAAUUACUGUCCCAGAGACUUUCUGAUCAUAGAAAGCCCGCAGAGUCAAAGAAUAGCACUAAUCAUUAUCUUUGUCAGACUUCUACGCUGGGCGCUGCAAUUUCCAAGAAGACACACGCCAACUUGUUCACCCAUGUAUUUAUACCAAUUCUUCACGGAAUAACCUCGUUAAAAUCCAAGCUUGUUGAUACCGAGACCCUAGGUGGGCUCUAUCGGGCGCACAAUAUCACACCUUAUAUCGUAUAUCCGACGGUCGAAGAAAUAAGAACUUCACCAGUUGGAUGGCUAUGCUCAGGAUGGUUCCAUUUCAAUUACAAUAGAGAUAUGGCACAUUACAACAUGCUGGCCGAAGAACUGUCAGUAUUUUACAAGCAAGACCCCAAGUUUUUGUCAGCUAACAGAAAGGCUACACCUUCACAUUCGAAAUUUUACAUGAAAUCCACCAUAAGUGACGACUCCAACCCUUUCAAUAACCUUGAUUGGUGCCUUUACACAUCAGCAAAUCUGAGCCUGACUGCAUGGGGAUCUGGUACAGCAAGACCAAGAAAUUACGAGGCCGGUGUGUUGUACAAAUCUGGGCGCAAACCAUUAGUUUGCAAAAGCUUCACCAAUGUCGUAUAUAAGACAAGUCGCCAAGAGAUUGUCUCUGAUAACUCUCAGAUUGUUCUGGUCCCAUUUACGCUUCCCGUGGUCAAGUAUGAAACGGCACAAGACGAAGCUUUUUGUAUGGCAAAGGAUUAUAAUCUCCUAGACAUUCAUGGCAUACCAUAUCAGCAUCAUUGA